Emiliania huxleyi CCMP1516 is the source of this 1299-nucleotide messenger RNA. RefSeq lists its product as hypothetical. NCBI's taxonomy places the organism in Eukaryota, Haptophyta, Isochrysidales, Noelaerhabdaceae. Gene Ontology annotation, molecular function: GTPase activator activity. The transcript has 4 exons. The record is from RefSeq and is a predicted model, not a curated record. The coding region runs from base 1 to 1299 and encodes 432 amino acids.
AUGGCCCUGCCCAGACUACUUUGGCUCGCUCUCGUCGCGGUGGCGUGUGUUGCCACCGCCACCGUACACGCCUCCAGCCCAGUUGCUUCCUCGCGUGGCGGUCCACCCGCGGCUGUGGUUCUGCGGGGUGGAGCGGCACCCACCCAGCAGCGGCGGCGGCGCAAGAAGAAAGCACGGCGGCCGCCUCCUCCGCCGAGCGCCUCCGACCGGCUCCGCACCGCUCUGAGCGGCGUGGCGGAAGGCGCCUCGUCGCUCUACAGCGCGGUGGAGGCGCGCGCGCGCGCGGCGGCGACGCCGGCGGAGGAGGAGGAGUACGAGGAGGAUGAGCUUGCGGCCGAGGGAGGCGACGGGUCUGCUGAAGCGGAGGAGGAGGAGGAGGAGGAGGAGGAGUGGGAGGAGGAGGAGGAGGAGGAGGAGGAGGCUCCAGCAACGCCGCCGCCGCGGCGCGCAGAUUCGCGGCUCGCGUCGCAGCGGGCGGCGGCGCGGAGGACAGUGGCGGCGCGGAAUGCGGCGGCGGCGGCGCAGGCGCAGGCGCAGGCGCAGGCGGCCGCAGCGGAGGAGGACGCGCCCGAGAUGUCAAUGUCGGAGAAGGGCGCCUUCCUCGGCUCGGUCGCCUUCUCGCCGGUCGGCGUGCCCGGCCUGGUUGUCGGCGGAGCGCUCGGCUUCGCGGCGGGCUACUUUGCGGAGCAGGUGGAUGCAGCGCGAGAGCACGUGGCGCGCGCGUAUGCGACGCGGGUGCAGCGCGAGCGGCGCGUGGAGAGCGAGCGUGCAAACACGCGCAAAGCCCUCGAGGCGCUCGAGACGGUCUCUGUCCAGUCCGACGACCCGGAGGAGGCGGCGCGCACCUCGGCCGACCUCACCGCCUUUCUGUGCGCGCCCUGCAACACGCGCUGCGCAGACUGCUCCGCGAGGAUCAAGCGGCCCGCCGACGCCUGGGUCUCCACCUCCCUCGGAGUCGUGGUGUGCGUCAACUGCGCCGCCGCGCACCGCUCGCUCGGCACGUCCGUCUCGCGCAUCAAGUCGCCCGUCUACGACCAGUGGGACGUGCCGAUGGCGACGGCGCUGCUGGCAAAGGGCAACGACCGCGGCGCGGCAGACUACUACGCCACGCCGCCGGCGCGCAUGCCGGGGCCCAAAGCGCCGAUGGAGGAGCGGCGCGCGCACGUGCGCGAAAAGUACGUGCGGCUGCGCUGGGCGACGCCGGAGCUACGCGCGGCGCGGCAAGAGACGCUGGCCAAGAGGCCUCGCAAGGCGGCCGGCGCGCGCCGCAUGGCGAGCCUGUCCAGCGACGCGGCGUGA